This is a messenger RNA of Neurospora tetrasperma FGSC 2508, 1584 nucleotides long. RefSeq lists its product as uncharacterized. The record is from RefSeq and is a predicted model, not a curated record. The coding region runs from base 51 to 1520 and encodes 489 amino acids. The transcript has 3 exons. Gene Ontology annotation, molecular function: mannan endo-1,6-alpha-mannosidase activity. Gene Ontology annotation, biological process: carbohydrate catabolic process; fungal-type cell wall biogenesis. NCBI's taxonomy places the organism in Eukaryota, Fungi, Ascomycota, Sordariomycetes, Sordariales, Sordariaceae.
CGCUCCAGUGAUCUCGUCGUCCCUCGUUCUCUCGGUUCCCUCUCUCCGCCAUGAGGUGGAAUGUUGCGGUCUGUGGCCUGAUGGGCCUGCUCGCCCAGUCUGCGACGGCCAUCACCAUGGACAUCGACGAUACCCAAUCGGUCAAGGAUGCCGCCGCUACGAUAGCAUACGGAAUGCUGAAAUACUACACGGGAAACAACACCGGCGACACACCCGGAAACUUGCCGGAUCCUUACUACUGGUGGGAAGCAGGCGCAAUGUUUGGCGCAAUGGUCGACUAUUGGUGGCUUACAGGCGACACAUCUUAUGUGGAAGUGACGACGCAGGCGAUUGUGCACCAAGCAGGCGAUGCCCGAGAUUUCAACCCCGCCAACCAGUCCCGAACAUCAUCCAACGACGAUGUAGGCUUUUGGACUAUCACGGCCAUGAUGGCGGCCGAGGACGCGUAUCCAGACCCACCUGAGGACCAGCCGCAAUGGCUGGCGCUCGUCCAGGCCGUUUUCAACCAGAUGGCUUCGCGCUGGGACGACUUGAACUGCGGCGGAGGUCUCAGAUGGGCUAUCAACGACUUUCAGACGGGCAAAGAUUAUAAAAACUCUAUCUCCAACGGUAUCUUCUUCAACCUUGGCGCACGCCUUGCGCGCUUUACAGGCAACAGCUCCUACGGCGAAUGGGCCUCGCGCACCUGGGACUGGGAGCGCUCCAUCAACCUGAUCACGGACGAAUACGACGUCAAAGACGGCGCCCACUUCGACGUGACAACACACGUGUGCCGCAACGACUCCGGGCCACACGUAUGGUCUUACAACAUCGGCGUCUUCCUCCAAGGCGCGGCCUUCAUGUACAAUAUCUCGACGGGCACCGAACAAGAGACCUGGAAAACCCGCGUGGACGGCCUGUUGGGGGCCGUCGAGGCCAAGUUCCUGACCAACGACACCAAGAUCAUCAAGGAAUGGUACUGCGAAUCGGGAUUUUCGAACAACGGACACCCGUACCAGUGCAACAUUGACCAGCAGACGUUCAAGGGCUAUUUGCUGCGGUGGCUAUCAUCAACUUCGCAAGUCGCGCCCUACACGUACGAACGCAUCAAUCCCUGGAUACGCGCAACCGCCGCCGCCGCCGUCGCUACUUGUACGGGGCCCGUCGGGGCGGCAGCACCGCAAGUAGACAGCGGUGGCAUCCAACCAGGCUUCAAGGGCAUCGACGGGACCGCGUGCGGGUUCAAGUGGACGGAGACGUUUGACGGGUGGGCUGGUGUUGGCGCGCAGAUGAACGCUUUGUCGGCUGUCAUGUAUACCUUGACGCAUACGGGGGUGGGCAAUGUGACCAAGGGACCCGUCACGGCGGCGCAGGGCGGCACGUCCAAGGGUGAUCCCGGAGCAGGUGUGACGGAUCCGGCGUCGAAAGGAGGGUUGGCGUCGCUGAAGGCGAUCACGAUGGCGGAUCGGGUUGGUGCGGGCAUCGUGACGGCGAUUUUGGCUAUUAGCAUUGUGGGCGGGAGUGUGUUUUUGACUAUUUAAGCAGCCGGGCGUUGGGCUCAGCCAGUGUGGAAAAUAUCAUGAUUUUUUUUUUUUGGUGUUUGAU